Messenger RNA from Centropristis striata (black sea bass), 1413 nucleotides. RefSeq names its product transmembrane p24 trafficking protein 7 (gene tmed7). NCBI's taxonomy places the organism in Eukaryota, Metazoa, Chordata, Actinopteri, Perciformes, Serranidae. The coding region runs from base 126 to 767 and encodes 213 amino acids. Gene Ontology annotation, biological process: endoplasmic reticulum to Golgi vesicle-mediated transport; intracellular protein transport; Golgi organization. The transcript is spliced from 4 exons. Gene Ontology annotation, cellular component: endoplasmic reticulum; endoplasmic reticulum-Golgi intermediate compartment; COPII-coated ER to Golgi transport vesicle. The record is from RefSeq and is a predicted model, not a curated record.
CGGGUUUUUAGAGAUGACAGCCAAUCACGUGUCACGUUUGUUAAACGCGACUUAGUAUUAGUCGCAUCCGGGUGAGCACUGUGAGGUCCGCUCAGGUUGUUACUUUGAGGCUCUUGGUCUUCAGGAUGUACGGAUCCCUUCGGGUGCUGCUGCAGGUGCUCUCGGCCCAGCUGCUCUGUGUGUGGGUGCUGGGCUCCGAGCUAACUUUUGAGCUGCCUGACAACGCAAAGCAAUGUUUCUACGAGGACAUCAUCAUCGGCACAAAGUGUACACUGGAGUUUCAGGUGGUGACAGGUGGCCAUUAUGAUGUAGACUGCCGUUUAGAGGACCCAGAAGGCACGACACUUUACAAGGAGAUGAAGAAGCAAUAUGACAGCUUUACCUUCACAGCAGCCAAGAAUGGGACCUACAAGUUCUGCUUCAGUAAUGAGUUCUCCACCUUCACACACAAGACGGUUUACUUUGACUUCCAGGUUGGCGAUGACCCUCCACUCUUCCCCAAUGAAAACCGGGUCACUGCUCUCACUCAGAUGGAAUCAGCUUGUGUGUCCAUCCAUGAAGCCCUGAAGUCGGUCAUUGACUACCAGACUCACUUCCGCCUCAGAGAAGCUCAGGGACGCAGUCGCGCGGAGGACCUCAACACUCGUGUUGCGUUCUGGUCCAUCGGAGAGGCCAUUAUUCUUCUUGUGGUCAGCAUCAGUCAGGUGGUUCUGCUGCGAAGCUUCUUCUCUGACAAGAAAACCACUACAACACGUGUUGGAUCCUAACAGUCUCUGAGCCCAAGGAUGUGAUUCUUCAUUUUCUUUAUCCGUACCUAGACUCGUGUGCAUAGAGUGGGUUAGAAUAUUAGUGCUGGUCUACAAUUGGAUCAUAUCAAACUGCCAGGUCGUACAAUCUGACAUUUCAUCCUCAUUCAGCACUGGUAUUCUUACAAACUUUAUGCAAAUGAGAGUUGAGCUAAAAGGUUAUGUAUGGUUAAAAUGUUUUUUGAUGUGUAAAAGACAGAGCCUAAAGAAAAGCAUUCUUGUGUUGCUUGUAACUAUCUGUAUUGGAGGCAGUUCGGGGUCAUGUCGUUCUGGCAAACCUAAAUACUUUAAAUAUUUGAAAUAAUUUCUAAAUUUGUUUUUUCUAUUUUUAUUUUAUGCCCCUGUCAUCUCAAACCCCCUCUCUGAAAUCUGUUCCAUUUUCUGCCCAAACUGCACUGAAAUAUCUAGGAGAGUAGAAUUUGUCACUAAAUGUUCUCACAAUGUAAGGUUUGUAGUUUUGUUUAUUUCCUUACAUGCGGAGUAUUUUGGUCUCUAAAAACACACUGGCAAGGAAAAUAGUGUUGCCCCAAAAAAGUUUGCAUUUGGUUAUGAAAAGUAUGUUUUUUUUUCUUUUAUUAAACAUCACUGUAUUAAGUGAGAAAGAGUA